AUGUCAGCAGCUCGAUCAGCCGUCAAGGCUUUACCAAGGCAUCUUGCCCGCCGCUCCCUCGCUCUCCACUCCCUCGCAUCGCGGCCCCUCGCUCCCCUCGCCACCCCCUCCGUGUCAAGCAGAAGAUGGGGCGGCUCCCUCCCCGAUCGCUCUUCCAAAUUCACCAAGCUCACGCCUGAUCACAUCAAGGCUAUUAGGGAGCUUCUCUCCUCCCCCGGCUCCCUGAUAUCCACGCUGGAUAACUCGGCCUCACCCGAGGAUCUCGCGGGCUUCAAUAAUGAUUGGAUGGGCAAAUACUUUGGGAAAUCGCCAGUGGUGGUGAAGCCCAAAACACCAGAGGAGAUCGGGAAGGUCAUGAAGUACUGCUAUGACAAUGACAUCGCCGUCGUGCCCCAAGGAGGGAACACCGGAUUAGUCGGCGGCUCCACACCUAUACACGACGAGCUCAUUCUAUCCACCGCCAAUCUUUCAUCAGUCCGAUCUUUCGACCCGGUAUCAGGCAUCCUCGUCGCCGACGCCGGAGCUAUUCUCGAGACCGUGGACCACUAUCUUGCCGAGAAAGGCUUCAUCUUCCCUCUCGAUCUCGGUGCAAAGGGAUCAUGUCAUAUCGGCGGAAACGUAGCGACGAAUGCUGGUGGACUGCGGUUGCUGAGAUAUGGGAGUCUGCACGGGUCGGUGCUAGGAUUGGAGGCGGUCCUGCCGGACGGUACUGUAUGGGAUGGGCUGAGUACACUGAGGAAGGACAACACCGGAUUUGACCUGAAGCAGCUGUUCAUUGGCUCAGAAGGAACGAUCGGUAUCAUCACUGCUGUUUCUAUCCUCUGCCCGCGGAGACCAACAGCUAUGAACGUGGCUGUCUUCUCCCUGCCGAGCUACGAGGCGGUACAGAAGGUUUACGCAGAGGCGAAAUCACAUCUUGGCGAGAUCCUGUCCGCAUUCGAGUUCUUUGACAAGCAGGGCUUCGCAUUGUCCAGCAAGCACAUCGAGGAGAUCCACGGAAGCGAGCGGAAAAUCUUCGAGACCGAGGGAGACUUCUACUGUCUGAUAGAGACGGGAGGCAGUAAUGCCGAGCACGACGAGGCUAAACUUUCCGGCCUGCUCGAACACCUCAUGUCGAACGAGAUGGUCCUCGACGGAGUCCUCGCUCAGGACCAGACCCAAUUUGCAUCGCUCUGGUCACUCCGAGAACUGCUCCCCGAGGCAUGCGGCAAAGCCGGCUCGGUGUACAAGUACGAUUUGAGUGUACCGGUCGGCAAGAUGUACGGGCUGGUUGAGAAGAUGCGGAAGCGGUUGAGGGACGAGGGGUUGUUGGUGGGUGAUGGGCAGAAGGAGGGGCCGAUCCGGGCUUGCGUCGGGUACGGGCAUAUGGGUGAUGGUAACCUGCACAUCAACAUUGUCGCCAACAAGUACUCGGAGGAGAUAGAAAAGGUCAUCGAGCCAUACGUGUACGAGAUCGUCGCUGCUGAGAACGGAUCCAUCUCAGCCGAGCACGGUCUAGGGGUCAUGAAGGCCCCCUACGUCAGCUACUCGAAGAACCAGACUUCGAUUGACAUGAUGCGCAAAAUCAAGCAGCUGUUUGACCCCAAGGGGCUGUUGAAUCCGUACAAGUAUAUACAGUAG
Dioszegia hungarica is the source of this 1620-nucleotide messenger RNA. RefSeq lists its product as uncharacterized. The transcript has 7 exons. Gene Ontology annotation, molecular function: FAD binding; catalytic activity. Gene Ontology annotation, cellular component: mitochondrion. The coding region runs from base 1 to 1620 and encodes 539 amino acids. The record is from RefSeq and is a predicted model, not a curated record. Lineage: Eukaryota; Fungi; Basidiomycota; Tremellomycetes; Tremellales; Bulleribasidiaceae.